Molecule: messenger RNA, 2651 nt
Organism: Thrips palmi
Lineage: Eukaryota; Metazoa; Arthropoda; Insecta; Thysanoptera; Thripidae
Product: homeobox protein six1-like
Exons: 4
Coding region: 38-1147 (369 amino acids)
Biological process (GO): regulation of transcription by RNA polymerase II
Cellular component (GO): nucleus; transcription regulator complex
Molecular function (GO): DNA-binding transcription factor activity, RNA polymerase II-specific; RNA polymerase II cis-regulatory region sequence-specific DNA binding
Source: RefSeq, a predicted model, not a curated record
GGCCGGCCUGAGCACGCCGACGUCCGCGGGGCACAGCAUGCUGGGCCACAGCCCCGCGCACCAUCACCACCACCACCACUUCGCGCAGCCGCCAGUGUCCCCCGGCCAGCAGCCCGGCCAGCAGGCCAGCAUGUCGCCGCUCUUGCCGUCCUUCGGCUUCACGCAGGAGCAGGUGGCGUGCGUGUGUGAAGUGCUGCAGCAGUCGGGCAACAUCGAGAGGCUGGGCCGAUUCCUGUGGUCCCUGCCCGCCUGCGACAAGCUGCACAAGAACGAGAGCGUGCUCAAAGCCAAAGCCAUCGUCGCCUUCCACCGCGGCAACUUCAAGGACCUGUAUAGGCUAUUGGAGAGCCACCAGUUCUCGCCGCACAACCACCCCAAGCUGCAGGCGCUGUGGCUCAAGGCGCACUACGUGGAGGCCGAGAAGCUGAGGGGGAGGCCGCUGGGCGCCGUCGGCAAGUACAGAGUCCGCCGCAAGUUCCCUCUGCCUAGGACUAUUUGGGACGGCGAGGAGACGAGCUACUGCUUCAAGGAGAAGUCGCGGUCCGUGCUUCGCGACUGGUACCAGCACAACCCCUACCCGUCGCCGCGGGAGAAGCGGGAGCUGGCCGAGGCGACGGGGCUCACCACCACCCAGGUGUCCAACUGGUUCAAGAACCGGCGGCAGCGCGACAGGGCCGCCGAGCACAAGGACGGGCCCGGCCGGAGUCCCUCCGGAGGCGACGGCGACAAGAGCGGCGCGCAGGGGAUGGACUCGUCGUCCGAGUCCGUGGACGAGGCCCCCGACCACAAGCCGUCCGAGCUGGCCAGCCACCCUCACCCCCUGCCCCACCACCUGCCGCACUCGACGCAGGCCCUGCUGGCGCAGGACUCGCUGUCCAACCACCACCACCCCGACCUGUUCGGCGACCUCAAGCCCAGCGUGGCGUCCCUCCAGGCCGGCGGCAUGUCCGCGGCCGGCGCCUCGGCCUACCCCAGCGGCCAGCUCAGGGUGGGCCCCGGCCUCGGCCCCAGCCCCCACGGCGGCAGCGUCCAGACGCAGGGCCUGAUGGGGCUGGACCACUCGCACCACCCGCACCAGCAACACCACCAGCACCACCAGCAGCACGCCGUGGACGGGUCGCUGCUGCACGACUACCACACGUUGUGACAGUGGGCCGCUGGCUAUGGCUACAGCCACGGCCAGUGACCCGCGGCACCCCGAGCACCCCGAGCACCCCGUCGGGACUGACUGCACGACCAUCCGCCCGGCCACUCACGACCGCUUCAUAUUUACCUUGAUAACGUACUGGAAAAUGUGACUGCCGUCUCUACAUGUUACUUCUUAGUGUUACAUUCCUCCCCUUACAAUAGAAUCUCUCAAUUAUUGAGCAUUCAAAAACUACUCUGGCUCUUAAAAAUAAAUUUAAAAAGUUACAAAGGUGGAGCGUGGUGCGUUAGAGCUUUACAGGCCUCGUGAUGGACUAUGCAAUUAUUAUUAUUAUAUUAUAAUUAUAUUACUAUUAUUACUUUUAUUAUUAUUAUUCGUCCUCGCCCUCGUCCUCUGCAGGUCGGAGGCGGAAUCAAUAUCUUAGACCUCAAGGCAAGUCUGUCCGGCGCCGCGCACUCGAUCUACUUGCCAGUGGAGCAGCUCAGUUCUCACCCCUCUCCGCCGUCGUGCCACCGUGCCGUCGUUGUCAGGCGAAUGGCGGAGACGGGACCUAAAAAUUUGGGAUGGCCGACGUGGAGUCGCCGGGACGGCGGAUCUCAAGUUUCAAAAAGCGUGUCCCAGAUGAAUUCUCUUUCUUUUUAUUGUUAUUUUCCGCUCUAAAUGAUGGAUCGACACGGCGCUUGGCGUGGCGGGUCGCUGCUAAACAGCGUGUGCGCCGUCCCGGACCGUCCUGGACCGGGCCGUAGCGCACGGCGUCCGCAGCGUCCGCAGCGUCCGCGGCGGUAGAAGACUGAUUACUAUAGACAAUAUUGCUGGCCGGCACUCGCACAAAACGUUGGCCGUCCCGCCGUGCCGGCCGGCCGGGCGCACUGCCGGUCUCUGAGGUCGCGGAGGCUACAGGAUCAUGUGAUGUUAUUUUAUGUGUAAGAAAUUGAUCUAUUGUUGUAAAUACUAAAUGAUAUUAUGCAUAUUAUUGGUCGGUACUCUUAUGCAAGUGUGAUAUGUACCGGGCCAGAUCGGCCCGGGAUGAGACUAUUUAAACCAAAUUAUUUAAUCUGUCAAUGGUUAAGUUUAAAUUUUUCGUUUUCAUUUUUGUACUGUGACGUCGUGAUUUUGAGGGGGGGUUUUAGACGACUAAAUCUAGCAAUAUGAGGGACUUUUUCUGUCGCAUGGGCAUCGGCCUGUGCAAGCCAUAGUGCAAGCCAUGCUCCCAAACUUUAUCUCAAAGUUUAGAAAAUGCUAAUUAGUGUCGGCUUGUUUGUACUGCCAGUUCUCUCAUUUGCUGAAAUGUUCUUUUUUACUCGUCUGUAGACGCCUGUUGUGAUUUUGUUAUCUCUUUGCACAAGGUUUAGUUAUUAUAAUUAUGAUGGUUGUGUUUGUUCUGAAAAAGAAAAAUCGGAGCGGCCCAAAGACUCGCAAACUGCACGGUCACAGUAUGUACAGAUGUAACAACUAGUCAACAGAUAUUAGGUCACCUAUUAAAUAAUAAUUGUUUCAAACAGAA